UCCAAGCUAAACAUACAGUCAAGGGUCUAAGGAUGGCGACGUUGCUGGAAUCGGCAGUUACUGAGUCUAUAUGUAAUAGCAAUUCAAUGCUAACCCCUGAAGCUUCCAGUCUUUCACACCGAUUUGUUGACAACAAAUUUUAUCUGCUUGUGGUUAUUGGAGAAAUUGUUUCAGAAGACCAUUUGAAGUGUGCCGUGGCAGACAUUGAAAAGGGCAUCCGCACAUGGGACACGAAUCUGAUCGACUGCAACUUGGACCAGGAGCUGAAACUCUUUGUAUCCCGGCACUCUGCUCGGUUUUCCCCAGACGUACGAGGUCAAAGAAUCCUGCACCACAAAAGCAAUGUUUUGGAGACAGUGGUGCUCAUUAACCCGUCUGAUGAGGCUGUCUCCACUGAGGUUCGGUUGAUGGUCUCAGAUACUGCCAGGCACAAAUUGCUGGUACUUUCAGGACAAUGUUUCGAAAAUACAGGGGAGCUCAUUCUUCAGUCUGGGUCCUUCUCUUUCCCGGAUUUCAUCGAUAUCUUCACUGAUCAAGAGAUUGGGGAACUACUCAGCAACACACAUCCAGCGAACAAAGCAAGUAUAACCUUGUUCUGCCCUGAAGAAGGUGACUGGAAGAACUCAAACCUGGACAAACACAACCUACAGGACUUCAUAAACAUGAAGUUAAACUCUACCGUUAUACUGCCAGAAAUGGAAGGCCUCUCUGAGUUCACCGAGUACCUGGCAGAGUCCGUGGAGAUCCCAUCACCGUUCGACAUGCUGGAGCCUCCGACCUCUGGGGGAUUUCUCAAGCUGUCGAAGCCCUGCUGCUACAUCUUCCCAGGGGGCCGUGGAGACUCCGCCCUGUUCGCAGUCAACGGGUUCAACAUGUUGAUCAAUGGGGGCUCGGAUCGCAAGUCCUGCUUCUGGAAGCUGGUCCGACAUCUGGACCGGGUGGACUCGAUAUUGCUCACUCACAUUGGAGACGACAACCUGCCUGGGAUAAACAGCGUGCUACAGCGGAAAAUAGCCGAAUUGGAAGAGGAUCAGUCACAGUGCUCCACUGCUAACAGCGAGGUGGUGAAAAAUCUGAUAUCCCCGGAUCUGGGAGUCGUGUUUCUGAAUGUCCCUGAAGAUAUCAAAAACACAGAGCCAAACUACAGGGUGAGAAGGACCAUUGAGGAGGUGUCCCACACACUGCAAUACCUAAACAAACUGUCCUUGAAGCCAGAGCCUCUUUAUAGGCAGACUAAAAACUCUGCAGAGCCUAUCAUACUCUUUCAGAAAAUGGGUGUAGGGAAGUUAGAGAUGUAUGUGCUGAACCCAACUAAAAACAGCAAAGACCUCAAUUCCUUCAUGAAGCAAUGGACUGGUAGUGAGAAGGAUAGCGCUUCUGUGUUGCUUCCAAAUGGCAAAAAGUCUGAGAUGCCACUAAGCUAUUUGACCUCAGUUUCAUCACUGAUAGUGUGGCAUCCUGCAAACCCUUCUGAGAAGAUAGUACGAGUGUUGUUCCCUGGCAAUGCCACACAACAUAAUAUACUAGAGGGUUUGGAAAAGCUUAAGCACUUAGACUUCUUGAAAUAUCCUGUGGUCACUCAGAAAGAGUUGUCUUCAAAUGUGGCACCAGCACUGAAGCAAGCAAAAUUGAAGCAUAAAACUGAUAGUAAAGAAAGUUUGAAGUCCACCUCGAAGCUUUCAUCCAGCCAGACAUCCAAGAAAGAAGCAAAGGAAGAGACUCCAGAGAAAGCAAAAGCAGAUGAAUCCAAAGCGACCCAGGAAAAGGCUAAGAAAUCUGAGAAGAAAGAGAAAAUUCUGGUGAAAAAGGAAAAACCGCAGACAACAGAAAGCGAGGUCAAGGCAAAAUCAGAUCAGACAUCUAAAAAUGAAACCCCAGAGAAAAAGAAACUAGAGCCUAAAAAAAUAAAAACACCCAAAGAAGUAUCAAAAAAAGAAAUCAAGGUAAGUGAAAGGAAUAAGGAGGGAAAUGAAGUCAAAAAGGAAACUGUGAAGAAGGAUGAGAAGUUAGCUGCAAAGAAAGAGGAAAAGGCUAAGAAGGAUGAAAAGGUAAAAAGGGAAGAGACUAAGAAAGAGUUCAAAAAAGAAAUCAAAAGGGAUACAAGGAAAGACUCUCCAGUGAAGGAGACUAAGAAGGAAGAGAGGAAGGAGCUUAAGAAAGAGGAAAGAGGAGACAUGAAGAAGCUCUCUAAGGACUCAAAGAAAUCAACUGCACUUGUGGGAGAUGCCAAAAAACCUGUGCCAAAACCAAAACUGCAAAAGAAAGAAGAUGCGUCAAAGAAGAGUACAGGGAGCCCUGCAAAACAGAAAGAGAAAGGCAAAAUCAAAAGUACCAAAAAGGAAAGUAAAUCCAGUGAAGACAAACUUGGCCCUGCCGCUGUUGGAGUAGCUGUUUGCGUGGCUGCGGCUGCUGGCAUCGCGGAGGCACUUGAAACUGAGAGAUCUAUAAUGUCUUCUCCGGAAGAUCUCACAAAGGAUUUUGAGGAGCUGAAAGCACAGAAGAAAGAUAACGACUCGCUAGUCAUAAUACGUCACGAUGAGACUGCGCUCCCGAAAAAAUCCCCGGAAGCAGAUGAACACGCUGAAUCUCUGGAUGAGGGAAUUACCACGACUGAGCCUGAAGGCGAGUCUGGAGCUUCUCCAGAAGAACCGGAGGGUAAAGGAAAACUCAGCGGUGACACCAACGACAAAUUUGAAGAUGAGGGGACUGGGCUGGAGGAGUCAUCAGAAGCUGGGGACUAUGAAGAGAAGGGUGAGAGCGACAGGGAUGAUGAGCAAGAUUAUCUUGAUGGGAAGAAAGGCACACAGUAUUCAGAAAGCUACAGGGAGGGUAAAGGAAAUGGAAACGAUCACCGCAAGGACAGCGGAGCACAUCUGAACAUCUCUGCCCCUCGUUCUCCCAUAACUUCUGUUCAGGAUGAAGAAAACUGCAACAAACCCCUGCAGGAAUAUACAGUAGUUUUAGGCCACACACAGUUCACCACCAAUAUUUUCACCCGUGCGUCAGCGCCAAUGGAGCAUAUGCCAAAACCAAGGGGUUUUAUAAGUGAUGAAUCUAAGGAGUUUGUGAUGGGUAGCUAUGAUCGAGGAAAGCCAUCCUCCCCUCCUGAUAGCCCCGACUCUGACCAUUCAAAGAGUGAGGUCACUGAGGGACGGGACUAUCACCCUUCAGCCUCUACUAUAUCUCCAGCAUCAUCACUGGAGGAGGACAGAUAUUGCAAGCGGUUCACUGAUGAACUUGCCUCCCCCAAAGAGAAGACACUUGAGCAUAACUUACCCUUGGGAAUUCCAGAGAAAAUGACUGCUACUUCAACAAAACUUAGCCCAGCUACUCUCUCGCCACUCGUAAAGACUCCUACAAGUGACUGUAGUGUCAAUUCUGAUUUGACACCAACUGCCGUUGCAGCACCUGUUGAUUCGCAGUCUGACAGCACAGGCUAUGCAUCUUAUUACAAUUCACCUGCAGAUGAAAAAGCAAGCAGGCAACCUUCUGAGACUCCUGGAAAAUCCCAAGGUGACGGCAAAGUAGAUGCCGCAAGUCUGAAAAUGGAAAAGUCAGAGGGAUCGAUAAAAACUACCAGGGAUCUCUCGCCUGUAGAUUCCAGCUUGCUUGGAGCACUUAAAGAGGACAGUAAAAUGUCCAUCUCAGAAGGAACCACAUCUGACAAAUCAGCCACACCAGUUGAUGAGGUUGUAGCAGAGGACACUUAUUCCCAUAUAGCAUCUGCCUCAACUGCCUCUCUUGCCACUAGUUCACUCCCAGAGCCAACAGCCGAUGAUGUCUCCCCGUCGUUGCAUGCUGAGGUAGGCUCCCCUCAGUCAACAGAAGUGGACGACUCCCUCUCUGUAUCUGUGGUCCAGACUCCUACAACCUUCCAAGAAACUGAGAUGUCACCGUCCAGAGACGAGUGUCCCCGACCAAUGUCAAUUUCGCCAGAUUACUCACCAAAAACAGCCAAGUCAAACACACCUCAGCAGGAACCGAAGUCUCCAGAGCAGGCUACCAUGUCAGUUGAAUUUAGCCAGGAGUCACCCGAUCACUCCUUGGCCCUAGAUUUCAGCAAACAGUCUCCAGAGCACCCGGCACUAGGAACAAAUUUUCACAUUGCAUCAAACGGCCCCACUGAGGUGGACUGUAGUCCUCCAGGACCUGCAGGUUCUGCAUUUUCAAUGGGUAGCUUGCCUACGGCAGAGAAACCAAUGCUUUUCAAAGACACAGAUUCAACUAAUGCGGCUGCAGUCUCUCCUUCAGAUGGCUCUACCCCAUCCAUUAAUACGCCCUCACAGACAGCCUCUCCAGUGAAGGGGGACCCACUUGUCAAAGCUGCAGCCCCCAGAGAAAUGUCACCAGGUGCAUCGCUGCUAUUUGAAAGUUCCCAGAACAAUGACUCACUCCGGAGUAUGACAUUUUCACAAAAUGAACACAGCUCCUAUCAAAAGCUGACAGAAGAGACCCAGAAGAGUGCCGGUGUCUCUGGGGUACCCAACGACUCUAAAACCUGCCUCUCGCCACAGUCUCGAAGCAAUGUCGAUUUAUGCCUGGUUAGCUCUUGUGAGUACCGCCACCCGAAAACAGAGCUUUCUCCAUCGUUCAUAAACCCAAACCCUCUGGAGUACUUUGCCAAUGCCCAAGAAGAGGAGAAGCCUUUAGCUAAGUCUGGAGGAAGGCCUCCCCCAUCUGGUGGGAAGCAGCACCUGAAACAAUGUGAAGAAACUCCAGCAACCUCUACCAGUGAAUCCGCUCCCUCCCAAACUGAUUCUGAUGUCCCCCCGGGAACAGAGGAGUGCCCCUCCAUCACCGCUGAUGCAAAUAUCGACUCGGAGGAUGACUCUGAAACUCUCCCGACAGACAGGACCCUAACACACAGGCAUGCUGAUCCUCCUCCUGCCCCGAUCAGAGACUCCGCUCCUUCCCCACCUCGCCCCGACGUCUGCAUGGUUGACCCAGAAGCCGUGCCAGCCACUGACAGUCUAGAAAACCCCUCCAAGAAAGAGGCAAGUGACCAGACCACCCAGAAAAAGCAAGAAAGUAAGACAAAGUCAGCAGCAAUGAAAACUAGCACUCCUAAAAAGAAAGACCCCUCUGUGUCCAAGUCAAAGUCUGAUGUAAAAGAGGCUGGGGGUAAAGAUGCUAAAAAUGCAACAAACGCCAAUGCUUCAAGGGGCCCAAAAAGUACAACAGGGUCAGGCAGUGGUAAAGCAGCGGGAGGAAGCAGUGCACCUAACUGUCCCCCUGCAUACCUGGACCUGGUUUACAUCCCAAACCACUGCAACGCCAAGAAUGUUGAUGCCGAUUUCUUUAAGUGUGUGAGGUCAUCUUACUACGUUGUGAGUGGUAAUGACCUGGCAGCUGAGGAACCCAGCAGAGCCGUCUUAGACUCCCUCCUGGAGGGGAAAUCUCAGUGGGGCAACAACAUGCAGGUCACUCUCAUCCCGACCCAUGACUCAGAGGUCAUGAGGGAGUGGUACCACGAGACCCACGAGAAGCAGCAAGAUCUCAACAUCACAGUUCUGGCCAGCAGCAGCACAGUGGUCAUGCAAGAUGAGUCCUUCCCUGCUUGCAAGAUUGAGCUGUGAUCCCCAGACACCCACUACCAUGCCUUCAGUCUCACGUUCCUUUGUGAAAAUGUCAGUGUAAAAAAAAAAAAAAAACAGAUUGGUAAAAUAAUGCUACAGUAAUUUCUGUAUUGAUUCACGUAGACUAUGCCAAAAUAAUAUUUAAAAGGCAUGUAGCCUGAACCCAUCUAAAUAACAGAACAAUUCCCGAAGAGAUUCCUAGCUCACUAAAUGUAUGAGGAAGCCCACUGCCAAAACAACAGAGGUAAAUGGUAAAGUCCCAUUGUAAGGUGUGUCUGUGGACACAGAAUUAUUAUGAUUGUACUGGGUACUGACUCCUGUUUGCUCAAGGGCAACAUGUACUAAUUUAUUAUGCAGACCACAUAUUUAAGGCAUGCUUGCAGUGAAGAUGGCCACCACAACUAGUUUUCACCAUAGUGCCGCAGUGUCAUUGUUUUCUUAGGAAACCUGCAUGCCAUGGGUCCUAAUUAUCUGGGUAUAAAUGAUCAUAAAUUUCGGCUUUUACCCUCAAGCAUACACCAAAGGAUGAAGGAGAAUAAAUUUGAAAUGCCUUAGAAAGUGACUUGAAUGUAAAAGAGCACUACGCUUUUCCGUGCGAAAGAGGAGGAGAAAGCUUUAGGGAUGAAAACAGAAAGAGUGCAGAAUGUUCCCAUCGCCUGCUGUGUAAAAGGACCUGUGAUUAGAUGCUAGACAGAAUGAGCUUGUUUAUUAUGUGUGUACCUCUAUGAUCCAACUUGGAGAACUCUUUGACUGAUCCUAUGCAGAACUUCAGCAAACAAAUGUUAAUGAAAUACAUUUUCAUACAAUCUUCAUUCCUGGUCCUGGUGGACCGCAGGUUUGCUGGUGUGCUGGUUUUUGUUUAUGCCUUAAUUUCAGCAACAAUUUAGACACAAGAGAACAGGUGAGGUGAGUUAAUUUUGUAGGAGACUGCUUUAAUUGCUCAAUUAAGCACCGAAUAACAAAAAACCGGCACAUCUCGCAGCCCAUCACGACCAAGAAUGAACAUCCCUGGACCACACAAUUGUCAUCGUAACUAUUUUCUUUACUUACUUACAGGCUAGAAUAUGAUAAAGAAUGGAUUCAUCUUUUGUCCUUAUCUUCGUAGUGGUAGCUUACCAAACCCAGAUUGCAUAGUUCAGCAAUAACCAAAAUGAUCUUUCCAAACUGUUUAUGAAGCAUUUGUUUGUAAAUCAGAGUUAAGGACAAAUGUUCAUUAAAUCAGGGUCUACAUCCCAGGAAAUAGUACAUGGUAGAGAUGGAGUUAAUAUCAUCCUGUAAUUUUUAUUUUAAGAUAAACAUUUAGCUUCAAUGGUUUUCAUAAGUACUGCUAUAUUUGGGUAGCUAUUUUAGCAGUAUGUGAGAAAUAAAAAUGCUUCAAUUAGUUAUUUUCCUCACUAGUUAUUUUUAAGCACUGGUACAGACUCUAACAUGUUUGUGUUUGACUGGAACAUAUAAUAUCCCAAUAUUUACAUAUAUAAUGAAGACAAAAUUAAGUUAAAACUGAUCUAUUUAGAGGUGGAUAAACUUGUGAAAACAUAAUGAAAUGGCAAUAUUGCCUCAGAAUUUCAUUGCUCAUAUCAAAUAGGAACAUUUUUAAAUUUCAAAAUCAAUUUGUCACAUUUUCUUACAGUUUAAUACUUUAAAGUUUUCUGGUAUUCAUUCUUUCUGGUGGUUUUCUCUUUCUUAUCUGGAAUAGGGGAGAUUUUAGGAUUGGAUUUUAGGAAUUCCUGAUUUCCAUGACUGGGUCAUGUAAAAGAAAGAUUUUUAAAUAUAUGGUUGACACUAAGCCCGUUUCCCAAUGCCUUAACCACACUGAGGAAUUAUUUGUUAUUUAAAGGUGUUCUACAAGCUGAAGCCACUUACUUCUUCUACAGUUUCAUGCUCAAUGUCAGAAACGCACUCAAAUAUUUACUUUUAUUUAGUUGAUAAUGUGAGAGGGAGGAUAUGUUGACUUUUAAGUAUUUUUAACACUGAAUUAAUUGAACAACAUAAGAUCAAUACUGUGAAUAUUAAUAUUAAAUGGCCUUUGAGUUUCUACAACUGUUCUUUACAACAGGCCAUAGGAAGUUUUGAUUCUGGUGCAAUUAUCAGUUUGUGAAAAAUUCUGAAACAUUUUCCUUUUUUUUUUACUGUACUGUAAUUACUGACACCCUUGUGGUGGGGUGAAUGGUUUAGAGAAAUGUGCAUGUGUUAUGUAGUAUAUCUGAUUUCUUUGAGAGGGAUAAUUACAUCAGCGAGCGCAAGUCCAUUAAGUAAUAUGAAAAACAUAAAUCAAGCACCGGGCAUUGAAAUACCAACAGUGUUGGCCCUUGGGUAGAUUUUGAAUGCGUUUAAAUAAAAUGGUGAUCACAUUUAAAGGAAAAGAGGCUCAAAUAUUGUUGAGGUUUAAUGGCAAAACUCACAUUUUACCCACCUUAACUGGAGAUAUGUGACACUCACUUCAGGAUGUGUGCAUUGCUACGUGUUAGGCUUGCUAGUUUUACAUUAAGAUAAUGUUGAUGUAUGCAGGGGAAAGAGCUCUGCUGCAAAGCCAUGGUAAUGCCAACCAUUUUGAUACACGACAAUCUUUCACUUCCAGAAAUAUUUUUAAAUGUGAAUCCCAGGGUAAUACGGUAUAUUGUGUUUGAGAGCAAACCUGCCAGUUGUAAUAAUAAACCUCCUCGAGCAGACCGUACCGUAGGUGUUAUAUUUUCACUCGAGCUUGCAGCUGCUCCUGCAUGAACAUCCUCGCUUGUCACUGCAAACGGACUUAAGACAACAGUCUUAAGUCUUAAGUCUGAGGGCUUUCCUCGCGCUAUCCUCUCUCUCUCGUUCAGUAACUGUUAAUGUCUGUCUGCAGCCGUGUACAGUGUCACGUAGUCUUGCAUCCUCCCUGGCCUUCUGAACCAGAUCCAAGGCAGGGACUAGUUUUAAGUGAAUAUAUUGGCAUAGUGCUUUUCUGAUGUGUGUGCAAAAAAUCUUCCUGAAAUCUUCGUCCUGCGGCAUUUGAUGUUAUGGGAACGAGUAUUAAAGAAUACAAUCUGCUGUAAA
Molecule: messenger RNA, 8606 nt
Organism: Conger conger (European conger)
Lineage: Eukaryota; Metazoa; Chordata; Actinopteri; Anguilliformes; Congridae
Product: microtubule-associated protein 1B-like
Exons: 7
Coding region: 33-5576 (1847 amino acids)
Biological process (GO): axonogenesis; microtubule cytoskeleton organization; regulation of microtubule depolymerization
Cellular component (GO): neuronal cell body; microtubule; microtubule associated complex
Molecular function (GO): microtubule binding; actin binding
Source: RefSeq, a predicted model, not a curated record